AUGUUCUCCGAGUAUACGACCAGGCCUACGAGGCAUUUCCAACAACAAGCAUCUCAACAUGCUAAGCAUCUGAAGGAGUGGUCAAACGAUCCAUCGCUGCCCCAGCUCAAACAAUACGAGCCCUUCCCGAGCUUCACUACACUCGACAACACCGGGCGUUGCGAUCCUACAAUGAUGAAUUCAAACAUCAGGUCACAACAGUACGAAUAUAGCAGCGACUGGAUGAAUCCUGGCGCCACAGAGCGGAGCCCUACCACGGGCGUCGCCCAGGAUGUCAUCGUCCACUAA
Fonsecaea pedrosoi CBS 271.37 is the source of this 288-nucleotide messenger RNA. RefSeq lists its product as uncharacterized. The coding region runs from base 1 to 288 and encodes 95 amino acids. Lineage: Eukaryota; Fungi; Ascomycota; Eurotiomycetes; Chaetothyriales; Herpotrichiellaceae. The record is from RefSeq and is a predicted model, not a curated record. The transcript is spliced from 2 exons.